GUAGCGAUUGGACUGGUCUCUUGCGUUUCAGUAACAAAAGCAGUGGGGCUGGAGCGUCGUUGUGGCUGCACGGUAGGACUGAACCUAAAAUAGGACAGUUGUGUUGGGUCUGAACUAAAUAACUACACGAGCUGUGCUGAGGAACUAUGCCUCUCCAUAGCUUCUAGAGAAUACUGGAGAGCAUUACAGUGGACUUAUUCUACAAUGAUAAACCUGUGCGUCAACCAGGACUGAGGCUGAUUUGGGUCCAGUCUGGGUGAUGGCUGACGUGCUGGAGCUCAGGACGGAUGGCAACUCUCUGCUGAAGGCAGUGUGGCUUCGGCGUUUGCGCCUUACAAGGCUUCUCCUGGAAGGUGGAGCCUACAUCAAUGAAAGCAACGAUCGCGGAGAGACGCCACUCAUGGUGGCCUGCAUGUCCAAACACUCCGACCAGCAGAGUGUCAGCAAGGCCAAGCUCGUCAAAUACCUUCUGGACAACAAAGCUGACCCUAAUAUUCAAGACAAAGCUGGAAGGACAGCCCUUAUGCAUGCAUGCAGCCACAGGGCGGGACAUGAGGUGGUCUCGCUUCUACUGACCAACGGGGCUGAUCCGAGUCUGGAGGACCGUCAUGGAUCUUCAGCUUUAGUCUACGCUGUCAAUGCAGAUGAUAAAGAAACCCUAAAAGUUCUCCUUGAUGCCUGCAAAGCCAAAGGCAAGGAGGUCAUCAUCAUUACCACAGACAAAUCGCCAUCUGGAACCAAAACCACCAAGCAGUACCUGAAUGUUCCUCCUUCUCCAGAGUUGGAUGAGAGGACCUCUCCUGCACCUUGUGCCUCACCUUCAGAGAUAGAUCUUCAUGCAUCGCCAUCUCCCAGCAAAGAGGAGGAGAAAGACACCGUAUUCAAUUUUCAAACAAAAUUCAAGUCAGCCUCAAACACAGCAGCCAAGCUUCCCAAUGGACUUACUUCCCCUAGUAAGAAACCCGUGAACCCUAAGAGGGCUCGCCUACCCCAGUUAAAGCGUCUACAGUCAGAGCCUUGGGGUUUGAUUGCCCCUUCCGUCUUGGCGGCAGCAAAUGAAGAGAACAAGAGAGCCAACUCAGACGAAGAUGUUGUCACAGGUGUCAAUGGACUGAGCCUGUCCAAAAGAGGCACUUUGUCUCGGCAUAACAGCGUGGACGGAAAAGACAUCUUGUUUCCGAUGGUAGGAGAUCAGAGCACGAAAAUCUCACCAACGUCCAAAGCCUCCUACGAGAGAUCGCUGGCACAGCAUCAACCCCUCGCACGACGUAGCACUGUCCCCACAGAGCAGGAGGGCUCUGGAGGAAACUUGGGGCCGGUUAGCCUAAGAGAGACAGUGCACCGGAGGAGACUGGGGAACGAACACUACGACUCAGAUUCCCAGCUGUACUCGGAUUCCAGCAUGCUAGACUCUCCUAAGGCACCUCUGGAGAGGAGGAAGCUCAAUACAUCCCCUCUUGCUAUGCUUACAGGCUCAAGGGAGUCCUUGGACAGCAAUCCCAGUACCUCCUCCCCUAGCACAGCCAGGUGCAGAGCACCUGGCCUACUGGAACGGCGCGGCUCUGGAACGCUACUGCUGGACUAUAUAUCCCACACCCGGCCAGGUCACCUUCCCCCGUUAAACGUCAACCCUAACCCUCCGAUUCCAGAUAUAGGCGCAAGCAGCAAACCCUCAUCCCCACUUGCAGCAGGUAUCAGACCAAUAGCUCCCGUAGCACCCAACUCACCAAAGAGAGGCAACCUCAGGACGAAGAAGAAGCUUGUGAGAAGGCACUCUAUGCAAGUGGAACAGAUGAAGCAGCUUUCAAACUUUGAAGAGCUCAACCAACAAUCAUGAACUCAGUCUAUGUAGAUGUAGCAACUUUAAGAUCAUAAAUAUAUACGUCUGAGAUUGUGGAUGAUGCAUAUGUUUGGAAAACAGGUGGUACCGAGGAUUGUAGGUAGUUAGCAAUGAAUGUAGCCAUUUAGGGCAAAGGGAUAUUGUAUCAACCUUGCUAGUUUUAAUUAGCAGAGAAACUCUAAUGAAGAAAAAGUCAAAAGUCACAGAUGCAGAAAUAGCUUAUUGUUUAUAAAAGGUAUUUAAAGGUGCAACCUAGCUGUUAACAGUUAGUUUAGAUUUAAUAUAUGAUGUAACGUUAUAGUGUAAGCUUAGACCAUCACUUCCUUCCGCCCACAGAACUCAUUUUCAAAAUAAAUGCCGGUGGAAAUGGGAUUUACAACAGUCACAAAAAUACAACAAAGAAGUGUGCAAUUUUCUAUUCUGCAACAAAGGUAGUGUUUGUCCUCUUAAAGAGUAGGUGAGAGAGUGUGCUAUUAUUCUCUUGCGUAUGAAGAUUGAAUUUGACAGCUUGACUACAGCUAGUUCUACUAGCUGCUGCAAACACAAACAGAGACAGAAAUAUCUGUAGAUCUUCAAAGUCUAGACAUCUCUCCAUGAGAUUCAUUAAGGCGGACAGGAGAGUGAAUGCAAAACCAGACUGUCAAACUGGAGCGGAGAGGUCACCAGAUCAUACCCAUUAAAAGAGAGCAUUCCAUUGGCUCCUUAUUAUAGUCCUGCAAGAAAAGCAAAACUGGUUAAGAACAGUAGCAAGAAAGAGGAGAUGCACUAUGUAUCACUAUACAUACAAUAUGUAUGCUUUUUAAUGUUGGUGUCAAUAAUGCCUCUGUGCAGAUGUAUCAUUACAUGCAUAUCUAGAAUCUGUAAGAAAUACUGACCAUCUGUGAGUUAAUUAUAGGGGAAUCUGUCUCUUGUAAUUGAUUACAUCCUACACCAGUUGCAAUAAUACAUGCAACACUGCAAAUGUAAUUAUGACUUACUCCUUAAAGCAAAGAUGAUUCAUAUAGUCGUAGAUCCCUUAGUUAACCUUGCUAGGUUGGCAGUCUUUACAUAUAUAAAGUGUCAGUUUGAGUUCAAGAGACUGAAUGUUUGUAGCUAAUUAGUGUAUAGUGCCUUUGAGGGAGAGUAAAAGGUGUUCUGCAUCACAGAUUACUUUUUUGAAUAAAAUAUUCUUAAGCAGCACUGCUGCAAGUAAGAAAUCACAUGACAUGAAGUAUAAUGAUAACAAAAAUCGUAUCAUAUUUAGAUUCAAGUCUGUAGCGGAACAUGCCUUGUGAUAAACCAAUGACCAUUGUACAGACAAAUGCGAACGUAGGUUUAUCCAUUUGUCGGCCAAUGUUACGUGGUAGAACUAAUGUGCCCAUGUUACUUUUUGUGCAAUUGCAAAGUGCUUCAGAUUCAUUGCUGCUAUAAUGUUUAAUAGCCACUUGACUGCAUAAGGCUGUCAAAUAAUAAAUGUUCUGUAGUACUAGAGUUAGCUGGCUAACUCCUCACUCAUUUUCCCUGAUUGAAGACAUUAAACAUAAGCAAUCGACAGAUGCAUUUAGACUUUUGGUCUGUGAUUAUUAAAUACACAUAUAUGGGUCAGUAAUAAUAAUUAUAUAAAUAAUAAGAAUUUAUCGUGUAUAACUGCUGGCACUCAUGCAAUUCAAUAGUGAAAUAAAAGUGAAAGUUACAUUUAAAUGAUUAAUGAGUCCCAACCAUGUGAAAAGGUUUUAUCACAACUGUCUUAUAUUAAAACUGUGAGGCAUACUAUUGGUUGCGCUCAUGUUUACAUUGUUUGAUGCAUAGUAUUUUUGUAUGUAGUAUCUUGUA
Messenger RNA from Labeo rohita (rohu), 3652 nucleotides. It is a transcript of the gene ankrd34c, whose product is annotated as ankyrin repeat domain 34C. Bases 260 to 1837 code for a protein of 525 amino acids. Gene Ontology annotation, molecular function: protein binding. The record is from RefSeq and is a predicted model, not a curated record. NCBI's taxonomy places the organism in Eukaryota, Metazoa, Chordata, Actinopteri, Cypriniformes, Cyprinidae. The transcript has 2 exons.